UGUUAGCUGUUCUGGCUGUCAGUGAGUUUAGGUUGUUUCAUUGUGUUUGCUGAAGAUUUGACAGAAGCACCAGGCUGAAGAUGUUUCUGCUAUUUCUGCUCCUCAUGAACGUUUCCCAGCAUGCUCUGGCUGUGGAGGUAGAAGGAAAUGCAGAGGCAGAGUCUGUCCAGCUGCCCUGUCAGCACUCAGGUUUUAUACCUGACGACAAUCCCACAGUGACGUGGACCCGCAAUGAUCUCGAUCCCACAACUGUCCACCUGCGACGAGAAGAAGGAGAUGAUCUUAAAGGACAAAACCGGCGUUACAGCGGGCGCACAUCGAUGAGGCCUGAUGCUCUGGACUCUUUAGACUUCAGCCUCACUCUGAGAAAACCACGACUGACCGACAGCGGCAAAUAUAGCUGCACCCUCAGUGAUGGAAGAGAAGAACGACAACUGACAACCGUUCAGCUGCAAGUCAAAGCUGACAGAGAGAAGGUGGAUUCAGGGGUGCAGUCUGUCCAGCUGCCCUGCAAUACCACACUUCAUCUGGCUGAAGGUGCUAAAGUGGAGUGGAUGGACAGUGGUGAUCAUUGGGUUCAUGUAUUUCAGAAUGGCCUGGACCAACCAGUUGAACAGAGUCAGGAUUACAGAGGACGAACAGAGAUGUAUGCAAACCUGGUGAGAACUGGAGACCUCAGUCUGUUCCUGGACCCACAGAGAGAGACACAAACAUCUACACCUGCAGCGUCUACAGCAGGGAGGGAAACAUCCUGCUGAUGAAACAAGUGAAGCUCUAUGUCAGAGAAUACAAAUCCUAUGCCACAAUAAUAAUAAUCACGGUGGUAAGUGUCAUUGUUGCGAUCAUCAUUUCUAUUUCUGUGGGCUUUCGCUGGGGUUUUUUACAAACAUCGAUGGUAGAAGAUGGCUAAAAAGAAGGUAUGUGACUCUGUGUCUCUGUGUGUCUUUAGCAAAAAGCAAACAGUCUUAUACAUCAAGCAGUUGAGCUCUAAGUGAGAGAAACACUGAAAGCAGGAGGGAGGAGCUGCUGGUUACACAGCAGAGGAGAUGAUGGAGGAUCACACUCACAUGUGUCUGUCCUUUUGCUCUGCUCUGUGUCCUUUCUGUUCUUUAGGCAGUGGAAGUGGAGAGGUCGGUCCUCAGGAGGCCACAGUGGGGUGAAGACAGUCACUACAAAUAUGUGAUGGUCCGCGUGUGUCAGUGAAGCCUAAAGUAGACUGAUAAACCAGCCUGUUAGACUGAGAUUAAAGCAGUUUGUCCUUAAUACUGGAUCUCAUUCUGUCCACUGGCUGCUGGGAUCUCUUUAUGCUUCCUACAGUCCAAAGACAUGUUUGACUUGUCCUGCAGCAGCUGAGAUAAGUUCCUGAAGUUAGCGUGUUUACACUGCAUUCAUGUCACAGUUUAACAUUUCUAUAUGAUGAUUAUUAUAAUAUUACAGGGUUUAGCUGCUGAACUGUGACCAGCUGAGAGCAUGUUUUGGAAAAAUACAUAUUGGUUUGUUCGUGAGCCGCCUUUGUUUAUGGUAUUUAUGGGUUUAAACAGCUAACCAAUGAAAUCAGGUCCACAGCAGGAGGACAUGUGGGCCACAUUAAAGAAAUACUUUAUCCUGUAUUCGGAAGUGAUGAUGAUAAUAAUAUUAAAGGUAUGAAGAAGAGCUGUUUUUAUUUUUAUUUAACUGAUUUUGUUUGAAAAGGGUCCGUGUACGACAUUAACACUCUGUAACAGAGUUAGCUUAAUGUUAAUUAGCAUCUACAUCAGCAUCCUUGCCAGGUUACGAGCACUUCUAGCAAGUAAAAUUUAAUAAAGUAGAAUUUCCCUGCUCCCAGUAUUUGUGCUCUCCUGCUCCUACAUUUCCACCUCCUCUGUCAGCUAUUCACAUGGUCACGUUAAACUAGCUAACUCUGGCUGUUUCUCAGUGUGUGUACUUGU
Molecule: messenger RNA, 1928 nt
Organism: Oreochromis niloticus (Nile tilapia)
Lineage: Eukaryota; Metazoa; Chordata; Actinopteri; Cichliformes; Cichlidae
Product: butyrophilin-like protein 2
Exons: 4
Coding region: 81-758 (225 amino acids)
Biological process (GO): T cell costimulation; cell surface receptor signaling pathway; cellular response to lipopolysaccharide
Cellular component (GO): external side of plasma membrane
Source: RefSeq, a predicted model, not a curated record